CUCGUUUUCCCUCGUCACGCUGCCCAACGACCAAGGACUCCCACCAGAACAAAGGAUCUUCCCACUCCCUAUCCGUGCCCUCUCGCCAUGCGCUACCGCACGCUUGAAAUCCGGUGGCACGACUCGAAGCCCAUCUCGUCCUGCGACUUCCAGCCUGUGGGAUUCAAGAAGGCGCGUCCCCACCUCGGCACAAGCGCGUCGCAGGCCACGCCCACGCUCGCCGCCGGGCCCAUGCAGGAGAGGGAGAAAGACCGGGACAGGGACGCCGAGCUGCGCACGGCGUACGCGAGCCAGGCGUACCGUCUCGCGACCGCGGGCGAGGACAACCACGUCCGCAUAUGGAUGGUGCACCCGAACCUCUGUGCCACAGCCGCAUCCACCUCCCCCACCAGCGAUGGGAGAAAUACGAUGGGGGAUGGUGAAGGGGAGAAGGAGCGCGCGCCGAGGAUCGAGUACCUCGCGACGCUGAGCCGACACUCAGCCGCUGUGAACGUGGUGCGGUUUUCCCCCAAUGGUGACCUGCUCGCGUCUGCUGGGGACGACGGGAUGAUCAUCGUCUGGGCGCCCUCUGCGUCGCCACCCGCAUCUGCAUUCUCGUCCUCCGCAUCUUCAUCCUCAUCCACGGCAUUCUCGAACCCUGACUUCUCCACAGAAGACCUCCAGCAUGAGAAGGAGUGGUGGAAGCCGCGCACGACGUUCCGGUGCUCGACCAUGCAAGUAUACGACCUGGCAUGGAGUCCUACCGGAGACUACCUGCUCGCGGGCAGUACAGACAAUGUAGCACGCGUGUUCGCUGCGGCAGAUGGCAAAUGUGUAUGUGAAAUCGCCGAACACUCACACUACGUACAGGGCGUUGCUUGGGACCCGAUGAACGAAUAUAUCGCGACUCAGUCGUCGGACAGGUCGAUGCAUGUGUACAAGAUCUCGACAGCCAAGGGCACAUUCGAAGCACAUUCGAUUGGGCGAAACACACGCUUCCCAGUCGCUCCCGUGAGAGGCCGGACCCACAGUCGCACACCGUCAAUGCAGGAGAGUGUCCCGUUGCCCAGAAGUCAGUCCAUCGACAGCGAGCGGGAGAGCGUGGUUUUGCCGCCAACUCCAGCAUCGUUGCAUGCUAGUAACAGUUUCCCCGACAAGGCAAGCUCAAGCAUGUUCCCACCGUCGACAAGCCGGCGGUCCUCGUUCAGCGGAAGCAAUGCCCCCAGCUCACCCAGCAUCUCGGUCUCUCGAUACGGCCGCAGUCCCUCACCAAUGCCUGCACUUCCAGCCAUCCGCACGCCUCCGAGUGUUGGUCGGGGCCGUUACGACGAAGCCAGUCGAGAACGGAGUGCUGUCCGAGGCGACGGCUGGGCCGCCGAUGACUGGGCGGCUGAAAAGGACACCCGAUACGACGCCCGGCGAAUGACAGAUGGCGCCCGGAUGUACGGAGACGAAGGCUACAGCAACUUCUUCCGACGCCUGGCGUUCAGUCCGGAUGGCGGACUUCUGCUGACGCCGGCGGGAACGUUUGAGGAUCCGGGCUUCCUGGCUGAUGAGAGAGGCAGGAAAGAGACCCACGCUGCUCCAGAAGCGGGUGCGAAUUCGACUGUUUAUAUAUACACGCGCGCCAACUUUGCGCGACCCCCUGUUGCUCAGCUACCGGGACACCGAAAGGCCAGCGUCGCCGUCCGAUUCAACCCUAUUCUUUUUGACCUGCGGACGGAUGUGGGGUCGACGAGAGAGGCGAAGCUUGGCACAGGAACUGCGACUGGGGAGGCCCACGAUCGACAAAGCGAGUGCAAGAUGGAUGUGGACAUUCUUCCAUCCAGUGCUCCCGAGGCGACGCCAACUGAUCUUCGACCACCGACACCUGCUGCCUCGAGGGCAUCUACACCGGGACCAUCUGCUGGCAGUAUCAAGCCCGGAGCUGUGUUUGCGCUUCCAUAUCGGAUGUUGUAUGCUGUUGUGACGAUGGACACGGUCGCGAUCUACGAUACUCAGCAGACUGGUCCCGUCUGCUUGCUGUCGAAGCUGCACUAUGACGAGUUGACGGAUCUGACGUGGUCGCCCGAUGGCCAAUGCUUGAUGCUCUCUUCCCGAGACGGAUACUGCACAAUGAUCACCUUCGACGAGAUUCUGCCAGCCCAUCACACGCAGCAGUCGUCCCUGCAGCUGCAGCAGAUCGCUGCGCAGCAUAGUGUGCCGAUCCUGUCCAGUAUCGGGACGCCCUCGACCAGGAAGCGACCGCUAGAGUUGCCAAUACUGGCGGAGGAGUCCUCCAGCGUGGCUGCGAUGACUCCGUCCACGAGUAUGGCGUCGCUGGUGUCAGACCGGGAGACGGAUACGGAGGAUGCGCCACAGGGUGAUGCUCCCCCGAAGAAGAAACGGCGCGUCGCAUUGACUCGGGUGGGCGAUCUGUGAGUGCCAGUAUUCGAACGAUGGCUGUCUUGUAUUGCUCUCUUAUCUUUUGUACAACGUACCGUGGUUUCAUACUCUUAUAUCGUCCUAUUUCGGUUAUGCCAAUUGUUGUGUGUCCUAUUCGAGAGUGCUUCUGGCCGCAAUCAUUGGCCGCGUGACUGACCCUUUCACCAUGUCAGUUGCAAUAACAGUGCAGAAUCAAUCAUGCCUGACGAGUCGACUGAGGAGCAUCCCCACGCACUCGACGAGUAGCUGGGACUUUCACGAAACGUGAUAUAGGGGUCCAUUCGAAAACAUUCAUGGUCAAGAACGAUCGAUUCAAGCUCUAACGGCAGGACAACACGAACGGAG
This is a messenger RNA of Mycena citricolor, 2748 nucleotides long. The record is from the annotation of a GenBank genome assembly. Lineage: Eukaryota; Fungi; Basidiomycota; Agaricomycetes; Agaricales; Mycenaceae.